UGAAAACUUUGGUUCAUAGAACACCUUAUGUUCUUUAUGUGUUAAGUAACCUUUCUAUUAUUUUAUAAUAUGGACACACAUUUUAACGAUUUUUGGUGCAUGUGAAUAUGAAACCUAAAAUAAGUUCAGCAUUUAUAACACCCUAAAGAAAUAUAGAAAAUAAAAAAUCGAAUAAAAUGGAAUUUAACGAAGAAUUAUAUUAUAAACUUAUGAGUGAUCCUGUGAAACGGAAUCUAGUGAUUCAAAUGCUCCAGGAUCAAAGGGGUGCCAUUGAGGAUUAUAAAAGAAAAGAAACUGUGAAAAAGAAUGUGGCAUCGUCAUCCAGUCCAUUUAGUAAGCUCCAAAAGAAAUAUAAAUGUGAGAGUCCUACAGCAUUGAUGAGGAGAAGAGCUCUGGAAAAGCAAACUCGUGACAAUGAUUCUGAUUCUGCAUCAGAAAGAAGUAACUCAAGACAAUCAACAAGUGGGUCAUCCAGUCCAAAUUUGAUGCCAAUUCCAUUUGAUAAAUUGUUGGAAGGAGUAACUGCUUAUGUUGAAAUUAGAAGUAAGGAUGAGGAUAGAUCUGGAGGUGCAAAAGCUUUAAUGAAAUCAAUGGGGGCCAAAGUACGAGACAUAUUUUCUAAAGAUGUUACUCAUGUUAUUUUUAAGGAUGGUUGUUUUACCACAUACCAGAAAGCUAAAUUAACAAAGGUGCAUUUGGUGUCAGUUCUAUGGCUUGAAGCUGUCAGAAAGAACAAUAGUAGGGUACCAGAGAGGGAUUAUCCUGCUUUAGGUGCUGCAGGGUUUGAUAAUGAUGUCUCAAGUAUAUGUUCUCAACUACAAAAAGAUUAUGAAGAUGUUAUCAGAGAAGAAGUGCAUCGUAGUAUAGCUUGUGGAUCACCUCUGCCAACAUCAAGGACUGUUAUUGAUAAAAGACGGUCUCUAAUGAGUCCUUCCAUCUCUAGGUUGUCAGAAUAUAGAAAAUCGCCAAUACUUCCAAGAUCUACUUUUGAUAAAGAAAUUGAACGUAUUAAUAGAAGAAAAACAAUGCAUUCAACAAGUUUUACACCACCAAGUGCGAUUUUAGAGAAUCCAAGCUCAAUUGUGACUUCUGAUGAUGAUUCAGAAAUAGCAAUUAUUAAUGGAGAAAAAGCGGAAAAAAGCAAUAUAAAUAUUGAAAUGGAUUCUGUUAUUGAAGCUUCAAUUGUUGAAGAGAAUUCUGCUAAUUUGUUGAGUUAUUUUAAAAGUAAAAAAGCCGUUGAGCCUUCUGAUAUGGAACUGACAAACCUUUCUGAACAUUCCUUAAAAACUAGAGAAUGUUUAAAGGAACUAAAUACAAUGCAAAAUAAUUCAGACAUGGAAUUAACUAGUAUUCAAAGCCCUUCACUUAGGAGAAAAACAAUAUCAUUGAAAGAAAAUAUACCUAAUGAAAAGGGUAAAAGGAAUGCAAAUGCAAGGAAAACUAUUAACUCUUCAGAUAUAUCUACCAAUAUAUCUGACAAAUCAACAAAUGUAUCUGGGGGUAGUAGCAGAAGAAAAACUAUUAAUUCAUCAGAUAGGUCCACCAAUAUAUCUGAUAAAUUAAUAGAUGUAUCUGUGGGCAGUAACAGAAGAAAAACUAUCAAUUCAUCAGAUAAGUCCACCAACAUAUCAGAUGAAAGCCUUUUAAAAACUAUAAAUGUAAAACAGUCUGACAAAUUACAAAUAAUAAGUAAGAAUUGCAGUCCCAAAAGAGUUCCUAAUAUUAAAAAAAAUAUGUCUGGUACUACUAUAUCUAAUAAGUCUUUAUCAAAUAAUUCUUCCAUAAACAUUGGGACCUCCACAUCUAAAAAUACUUCUGUUGGUACUACAACAACCAAUAUGUCCUCUUUAAAUGUUUCAUUUGAUAAAGAAAUAAUUAAUUUAUCCACCUUAAGUAAGAAUAAAGAUAUUUCUUCUAGUACCACAACUAUGUCAUCUUUAAAUAUUACUUCAGAUAAAAGUACAAAUGAAGCAUCUAUAUCUAGUAAAAAGAAAGAUAAGUCAGCUGGUACAACAUCAAGCAGUAUGUCUCCUUUAAUUAUAUCUACUGAAAAAAGUCCCAAUAAAUCGGUUGCAUCAUCAAAGACUGACUCGUUAGAAUUAAAAGGGGCGACUGAAAGUUUAAAUAUGUCAAGUUUAAAAUUAUCAACUGAUCUAACCAAUCAAGAAGCGGAUUUAAACAAAAAAACUAAUAACAGGAGAAUGAGCAAAAGAAUUAAUAACGAUUCUUCUAUGAGUACCAUGCCAUCACUGCGUAUAUCAGAAGAUAUGGUUACGACUAGAAAAAAAGGUUCAAAUGUUAGUAGUUCCGCUAGUAGAAAAUCGGAUUUGGCUAUUGAAGAUGACCAGGAUAUAAGUACCAAUUCUAGUGAAAUAAACUACAGACGUUCAUCCAGAAGACUUACACGUAAGUCCACGUAUUUGGAAGAAGACGUAACUAAACAAAGUGAUUUGGACAGUUCUAAAACGAGCUGUUGUUCAGUUGGUCUUACAGUUGCUUUGGAAUUCUUGGAUGACAAAAUUACUCAAAGGCGAAAAGGGACUACAAUUUCACAUGUAAAUAAUACUGAAGAAAUUCCAAGUGCCAAAAAUAAAACUGGAAAUUUACACAAAGCACGCCAGGAAGAAUCGUGUGAAGAAUCAGAUACAAGUUUAGAAUCGUCUUCAUCUUCUGACAGUGAAGUAGACGGUAAGAAUACUACAAAACCUCAAAAAACGAAUAAAAUCGAAGAAGUCAGCUCCAAUGUAUCACUUAAUGAAAGAAGAAAAAGUAAAAGAUUAACUAUUGCAAAUGAAAAACAUAAUUUCACAUCAACAGAAGACAGUGACGUGACUCCCAUAAAAUCAAACAAUGGAAAAACAAAUAAAAAUAAUACAUCACGGACGAAAGAUGCAUCUUCAAAAACUAGUGAAAUGCUUAAUAAUUCUAAGGUAACAUCCCCAACAAAUUCCGAUAGAAAAACGAAAAGAAAACCUAAGGACGAUGAGACUCCAACUCCCAAUAAAGUUACUAAAUUAGAUAGUAAAAUUCAAGAUACAUCUUCUGAAAAUGGGAAGAGCAGUACUGGUUCAUCCAAUAAAAAGAGGCGCAUAAGAAAGCUAUACAAUCCUGAUGAAUCAUACUCUGAACAUCUGGCUACUAGUGAUGAGAAAGAGAGAAACGAUAAACGUGUCCACUCUAAGCGAGGAAAGAAACAGGAUGUUGGUGUGAACUUGUUUAAUGUGUUGGUCAAUAAACCCGCUGGUUCGGAAGUAAAUUCAAGCAUUGAAGAGGAACAUUUAAUCAAUGAAUUGGCCAACUUAAAUGAGAAUGAAAAUACAAAAAAGAAAAAAUCUAAUAAAAAGACCCAGUCAAAAAAAGAGAAAGAAAGUAAAAAGUCACAACGGGACAGCGAAGCAGAUGAACAAAAGCAGUUAGCGUUAGAAUUUGUAGCUCCGAAGACUCCUAAAAAAGCAGAAAAAGAAAGACAUAAUAAAUCUGUUUGUGAGCGUUCAGUUUCAGCGCCAAUUACACCAUUACCAAACAGACGGAGUACAUUAGACUUUCAAAGUAUAUCUCAGAGCUCCAUAAAAAGGCUCAAAAUUGCUACAACUAAGCAACCAACAAUUGUGUGUACUAAGAUGCACAAACAUGAAGUGGUAUCAUUUUUAAAGAUUGUAAAUAAGUUGGGUCGUUUUAAAGUAGAAGAUGAAGUAACAAAAAAUACAACUCAUUUGGUUGCUGGAGAGCCCAAAAGAACAGUAAAUAUGUUGAAGGCCAUUGUUAGGGGAUGUUGGGUAUUAAAGAAAGACUGGCUAACUGAAUCUCUGAAGGCUGAUAAAUGGUUAUCUGAGGAGGACUUUGAGGAAACGAACUUCUCUCCACUUGUACAGAAAUGUCGUCUGCAACGCCAAGCUUUCGGCCCAACUUUCUCUUUGGAUAUUUUUAAAGAAUGCGGCAGUAUAUUUAUUGGUAAGUCAACUAAUCCCAAAUCAUCAGAUUUGAAAGAGCUUGUGGAAUUAUGUCAAGGAAAAGUUGUUAGCAGCCCUCACAUGGCUAAUAUUGUUGUUGGAGAACAAAGAGACCGAGGUAAUGCAGUCUGUGUCUCAGAAUUAUGGGUUUUAGACUGUAUUACAACAAAUAAAAUUCAUUCCACGUCAAAAUAUCUAAUUAGGUCUGUUAGUCCUGAACUAUGAAAUGAUUUUAUUUUACUGAUAUUUUAAUGAAUAAAUGUUUAUAUAUUUAUAUUUUAUUAAACAUGUUUUUUAUAUUGCAUUAGACAUUAUUAAAUAAAACAAUAUUUAAUGAAAGACUUA
Molecule: messenger RNA, 4295 nt
Organism: Aethina tumida (small hive beetle)
Lineage: Eukaryota; Metazoa; Arthropoda; Insecta; Coleoptera; Nitidulidae
Product: microcephalin
Exons: 5
Coding region: 177-4175 (1332 amino acids)
Biological process (GO): mitotic cell cycle
Source: RefSeq, a predicted model, not a curated record